AUGGCUCACAUAUCCAUCAAUGCCAUCUUGGCAUUGCUCAUCUUCAUUUCGACGGCACACGCCCAAUUCCAGUUCUUCGAGCAAAUGUUCGGCGCUGGAGGACAGCAGCGGGAAUCUCAGGACCAAAGAAAUGUCCCCAGCGACAGUGCCUGGUAUCAAAAGACGUAUGAUGGGGUUGAAGAGAAGUUCGAACUCGGCGAGGGAAGCGCCAUCUGCAUUUCACGAGGCGGAUUUAAAGCCGGCGAAGCCGCACGGAAGGUUGAAUUAGCAAGGAAAGGCUUGCUGUGA
Messenger RNA from Coccidioides posadasii C735 delta SOWgp, 288 nucleotides. Lineage: Eukaryota; Fungi; Ascomycota; Eurotiomycetes; Onygenales; Onygenaceae. The record is from RefSeq and is a predicted model, not a curated record.